UGUUUUCUAUCUGCUGGGUUUUUGACCUCCCCCCUGAAGACCCGAAAGAGGGUCAAACGACCCUGAUACCAAACUGACGACUCUGAUGGCUCAAAUUAGGAUCCCUUCUUCAAUUGUAAAUGUGGCCGUUGACCGUCAGGCCAGAAGGUAGGAGUGGAAAAUCAUACAAAAAGUGUAAGCAAAGAGAUCUGGAAGACUUUGCACAUGUAAAUUUGCAUGCAGCCUUUUGUGCUGUGGAGUAUAAAUAAGGGACUGCUUCACCUAUUUAGUUCACAAGAAACAAAAUGCAGACGAGGUGCACCACUCAGAAGGCAUUGGAGCUGAUUCAGAGCAGUGCCAGCCCUUGGGAUUCAGAUGGAGAAGACAUAGACCUUCAACCGGAUUCGGACUCUGAGCUGUCUUCAGAUGAGGAGACUCUCCCUCCACCACAAAAGAGAGCUAGUUUGGGGAGUGAGCCGUCACAGACCGCGAAAGAUGGCACAGUGUGGCGUGAAGAACAAGUGGGGACACAUCUCGAUUUCACUCCAAUAGAACCGUACGCCACAGAUGGAGAGCCAAGCGCUGAGGCCAGACGAAGUAUCCAGAGUCGCCUUCAGAGCUUCCUCUGUUUUAUCACUCUUGACAUGCUUCGUAGCAUUCAAGAAUGGACAACUCAACAUGCACGUCAGGAGCAGCAGGAUUGGUUCAUGGAUCUCCCGGAACUAAUGGCAUUUAUUUCCGUCGUCAUCUUGCGGGGGGUGAACAAGGUUCCAUCGCUAUGUGACAGCUGGUCAGCAAACCUGGGAAACCCAAGGAUCAUUGCAACUAUGGCCCGAAGCCGCUUCCAAAACAUCAUGCGACACCUACGCUUUGAUGACAUGCUUACACGCAGUGAGCGAGCGGAGACCGAUAAGUUUGCUGCAAUCUCCGAUGUUUGGGGAUCGUUUGUCACUAACUGCAUCGCAUCCUACAACCCCGGUCGACACAUCACUAUUGAUGCACAGCUUUAUCCAUCAAAGGCUCGCUGCUGUUUCCUGCAAUACAUUGCAACAAAACCGGACAAGUUUGGCAUCAAGUUUUGGGUGGCUUGCGACUUGAAAUCACAGUACAUCUGUAAUGCCUUCCCAUAUCUUGGCAAGGACCCCAAUCGUCCCAGCGGGGAGAGACUGUCCGAGUCUGUAGUGAUGAGGCUGAUGGAACCGUUCAUGGACAAGGGCAGAACUGUAACCACGGACAAUUUCUUUACAUCACUGUCACUUGCACAACGACUGCUUAGCCGGAAAACCACUAUCCUCGGCACAGUCAACGAGAGAAGCCGGGAAAUUCCUCAAUCCGCUAGACAGAUGGAUCGCACUGAAUUCACCACUCAGGUGUUUUCAACCACUGGUGCCACGCUGACGGUGUAUGCGCCCAAAAGGAAGAAGGCCGUUUACGUUCUCAGCAGCAUGCACAGCGUGGUUGAGACUGAGGAUACCACCAAAAGGAAGCCAAACACGGUCACACAAUACAACAAAACAAAGUGCGGUGUAGAUGUGAUGGACCAAAUGGAGAGACGGGUGGACUUCCUGGUGGAGCUCGCAAAAGAGUUGGCUAACUCUCAUGGUCGAAAGACCCUGAGUCCAAACUGA
Xiphophorus hellerii (green swordtail) is the source of this 1607-nucleotide messenger RNA. RefSeq lists its product as uncharacterized. The coding region runs from base 285 to 1607 and encodes 440 amino acids. The record is from RefSeq and is a predicted model, not a curated record. The transcript is spliced from 4 exons. Lineage: Eukaryota; Metazoa; Chordata; Actinopteri; Cyprinodontiformes; Poeciliidae.